UCCAGUAUUGUUUUGACAGCGGUUGUGAAAUGAUUUUCCGUCGUCCAGCUGUGUAAACACCUAUAUGUAAACUUGACUGUGCAGUCGUUAUUCCUUUUUAAACGCGGAUUUCAAGUGCCUAGAAGAAAGUUUAGGUUUCUUCUUCAUUACACUUCGGAUUACAUAAGUUACACGUAGAAACUUGAGAGCAAAUGUUGCGCUCUUUUAGAGGUCACACUUGGGAGAGUUGGGAAUGGGAUCCGGACAGUAAAUCCCCUGAUGCUUAUCUGUCUCUAUGCCGACAAGCUGUAUAUUUUCAUGUCAGCCCUCUGCUGGACAGUCAAGGUACUGCAGGGGUCAGAGGCACCAAAGGUUUCACUCAUGGUGAGCAUUACUGGGAGGUUGAGUUUCUUGAGCCUCCAUAUGGAAGCUCUGUGAUGGUGGGAGUUGGUACCCAAAAUGCACUUCUUCACACAGGGGACCAAAAGUUUGUUAACCUCAUAGGCAUCGAUAGUGAGAGUUGGGGUCUGUCAUACAAAGGCUUCAUCUGGCACAAUGGAAGGAGUCGAAAAUACACAGAGCCUUUUUAUGAAAGAAAUACAGUCAUUGGGGUUUUGCUGGACUUGAGCGCUGGAACACUGACGUUCUUCCGAAAUGGAGUGAACCUUGGGGAGGCCUUCACUGGCCUGGAGCAGGUCGGCAAGGCUCUGUAUCCUCUGGUGAGCUCUACGGCCCCUGAAACUGAGCUUCAGCUGGGUGUGAGAAGCCAGAGAAUCUCUUCUCUACAGGAACAGUGCAUACACAUCAUCACACAGUCCCUUUCAGAUUAUAGACAGGCACACAAAUUACCGUUACCCACUCCUCUAAUCUGUCAAAUACACACACAUGUGCAUUUAUGAGCAGGGCAUGACCUUUUCAUUUAGAACACACCAGCCUCAAAUAACAACACAGAUCCAAUUUAUAUUUCAGCCUACCUCAAAAAUAUUUUUAUUACUUAAACUGAGCAAAAACAACAUGUGGGAUCAUAUUACUGUUUGUAUUUUUAACUUAUAUGCCAUUUAUGCACUUUGUAGAUGUUAUUGGCAAUGACUGUGUACCAAUAGAAGAUAUAAUUACCUGUAUUUAUAAUUAGCUUAUUAUACAUGCAUGGUAGUUAUAUUUGGAACAU
Molecule: messenger RNA, 1147 nt
Organism: Labeo rohita (rohu)
Lineage: Eukaryota; Metazoa; Chordata; Actinopteri; Cypriniformes; Cyprinidae
Product: SPRY domain-containing SOCS box protein 3
Exons: 5
Coding region: 192-878 (228 amino acids)
Biological process (GO): proteasome-mediated ubiquitin-dependent protein catabolic process
Cellular component (GO): SCF ubiquitin ligase complex
Molecular function (GO): protein binding
Source: RefSeq, a predicted model, not a curated record